CUCUGACCACUAUUGCCCCACACAGGCCCCUGUGCCCACCUCGCCCCACCCGCGCCAUGGCCCUGCUCAGCAUCAACGAGCUGCUGCCAAACACCAUCCUGCUGGAGGUGUUCACGCACGUGCCAGCCCGACAGCUGCUGCUGCGCUGCCGACCCGUGUGCAGCCUCUGGCGGGACCUCAUCGACACGGCGACCCUCUGGAAACUCAAGAGCCUGCAUGACAGCUUCAUCACCGAGGACUGGGACCAGCCGGUGGCCGACUGGAAGAGCUUCUAUUUUUUGUGCAUCCUCCGCAGGAACCUCCUGCGCAACCCGUGUGCGGAAGAGGGUAUGACAGCCUGGCAUAUUGACGCCAAUGGGGGUGACGAGUGGAAGGUGGAGAGCUUACCUGGAGCCUAUGGCACAGACUUCCCCAGCCCCCACGUCAGGAACUACUUCUCCACAUCCUAUGAACUCUGCCUCAAGUCCCAGACGGUGAACCUCAAAGCCGAGGGCUACUGGGAGGAGCUGAUGGACGAGGUCCGGCCUGACAUUGUGGUGACGGACUGGUACGCCGCGAGAGGAGACUGCGGCUGCACCUACCGCAUCCGAGUGCAGCUGCUUUCUGCCGACUACAGCACCUUGGCCUCCUUCGAGCCCCCACCCGUGACCAUCCCUCAGUGGAACGAUGCCACGUGGACAGAGGUCACCCACACCUUCUCGGACUACCCCCGGGGCGUCCGCCACAUCCUCUUCCAGCACGGGGGCAAAGACACCCAGUUCUGGGCAGGCUGGUACGGGCCGCGUGUCACCAACAGCAGCAUCGUCAUCAGACCCAAGGUCACCAGGAACCCGGCGCCCUCCACCGGCCAGCACAGGCCCAGGUAGGGGCGGGAGGAGGUACUGACCCCCCCACCCCCUGCCUCAUUCUACAGGCCCUCCUGGCAGUCUGUCAUCUGACAGCUGCUUAUCCGGCCUCUGUCGCUGCCAGCCCAGGGACCUCCUGCCACAGUCCUAAGCUUGGGCAACCCCACCAGAUUGUCCUAACUUUCUGUUACAACUUACUCUUAAAUAUAGCUCUGCCAUUUUUUCAUAAUAAAUGUUUUCAGUAAAACC
Molecule: messenger RNA, 1094 nt
Organism: Phyllostomus discolor (pale spear-nosed bat)
Lineage: Eukaryota; Metazoa; Chordata; Mammalia; Chiroptera; Phyllostomidae
Product: F-box only protein 6-like
Exons: 5
Coding region: 57-866 (269 amino acids)
Biological process (GO): glycoprotein catabolic process; SCF-dependent proteasomal ubiquitin-dependent protein catabolic process
Cellular component (GO): endoplasmic reticulum quality control compartment; SCF ubiquitin ligase complex; cytoplasm
Molecular function (GO): protein binding; ubiquitin protein ligase activity
Source: RefSeq, a predicted model, not a curated record